Messenger RNA from Notechis scutatus (mainland tiger snake), 570 nucleotides. The record is from RefSeq and is a predicted model, not a curated record. Lineage: Eukaryota; Metazoa; Chordata; Lepidosauria; Squamata; Elapidae.
AAGCUGCUUCUCCUUCAGGACGGCCAGGACAUCGAUGGGACCUCCAAGACCGGCAAGAGACACCGGAAGUCUGAGAGCCGCGUGGCCCAUGAGGGGCGCCACCCACCCAAGGCCAGGCGGGACCUCUCAGGCGCCUUCUCGGCCUGCGAAGAGCAGCCGGCGCCUCCCGUGGACUCCUGGGUGCUCCAGACCCUGGGGCUCAAGGACGUGGACACCGUGGAUGAGUCAGCUAACUACAGUGCCUCGACCCUGGACCCCUCCCCUGUGGGGUCUUCCCUUUGGGGUCUCCCCUUUGGGGCCCCCCACCUGGGCCUCUGCGAGAGCCAACCUGGCGAAAGCAUCCCCUUCACCCCCCCAGCGGACAACACUGCCGGCCCCUUCCUCUCGCUCUGUCCACCGCCUUGUCGCUCUGACCGCCCCUCGCCAGCCAAGAUGGGCGUGGCCUUCACCACGUCCCUGAGCCCCCAUUGCAAUGUGAAGACCCACAGCUUCCGCCAGGGACAGGCCUUCGUGCGCAGGGAUGAAGACGGAGGGUGGAAGCUCACCUGGGUGCCCACCCAGUCGGAAUGA